This is a messenger RNA of Triticum aestivum (bread wheat), 1645 nucleotides long. RefSeq names its product putative mannan endo-1,4-beta-mannosidase 9. Gene Ontology annotation, molecular function: mannan endo-1,4-beta-mannosidase activity. The record is from RefSeq and is a predicted model, not a curated record. Lineage: Eukaryota; Viridiplantae; Streptophyta; Magnoliopsida; Poales; Poaceae. The coding region runs from base 146 to 1471 and encodes 441 amino acids. The transcript has 5 exons. Gene Ontology annotation, biological process: polysaccharide catabolic process.
CAGGAGUCCUCGCCUAUAUAACGCGAGCUAGCACCCGUCUCCAUGCACAGCAUACCAUCCGCAACAAGGAUAUAUUGACCUACAGCUAAUCGCUUGUACGAGGUAGCCACAGCGGCUUGGGAUUCGUAUACACACAUAGGUAGGCAUGGGCACCAGCAACGCGCGAUGGCUGAUGGUCGUGUCGUGUCUGGCCGUCAUGGCCCUGGCGGCCGGAGCGCGCCGGCCGAGCAUCGAUGACGACGCUGCGCCCGCCCCGGCACCGGCUCCCAUCAAGUGGGGAGUAAAGGCGGAGGUCCGCGGGUUCGCGAGGGCGGACGGGACGCGGUUCACGGUGGGCGGCCGGCCGUUCUACCCGAACGGCUUCAACGCCUACUGGCUCAUGUACAUGGCGUCGAACCCCGCCGACCGGAGCAAGGUGCUCGACGUGCUGGACCAGGCGUCCCGCCUCGGCGCGACGGUCAUCAGGACGUGGGCCUUCAGCGAUGGCGGCAGCAACCGUCCGCUGCAGACCACCCCCGGCGUGUACAGCGAGGACGUGUUCGUGGGACUAGACUUUGUGAUCGCCGAAGCGAAGAAGCGAGGGCUCUACUUGAUCCUGAGCCUGGUGAACAACUGGGGUGACUUUGGCGGGAAGAGACAACAGUAUGUGCAGUGGGCCAAAGACCAGGGCCACAACCUGGGCUCCGACGAUGACUUCUUCAGGGACGCCCUCACCCAGCAGUUCUACAAGGAGCACGUCAAGGUCCGGCCGUCCAUCGUAUCAUUUGUGUGUUUUGUGUGUGUGGAACAGAGGGUGCUGACGAGGAUCAACAGCUUCACGGGGGUGGCGUACAAGGACGAGCCCACCAUCUUUGCAUGGGAGCUGAUGAACGAGCCCCGCGUGCUGACCGACCCCUCCGGGAAGACCAUGCAGGCCUGGGUGGCGCUCAUGUCCUCCUACGUCAAGUCCAUCGAUGACAAGCACAUGGUGGAGGUCGGCCUCGAGGGGUUUUACGGCGAAUCCACGCCCGAGCGCAAGCGGUUCAACCCUGGCGGAGACUCCGCCGGCACCGACUUCAUCGGGAACAACCGCAUCCCCACCGUCGACUUCGCCACCAUCCACUACUACCCCGACGUGUGGCUGCCGGGUUCGACCGGGGAGCAGCAGGUGGAGUUCUGGAAGAAGUGGAUGGCAUCGCACAUCGAGGACACGGCAAAGGCGCUGCGGAAGCCGCUGGUGGUGGCUGAGUUUGGAUGGAACUCCGUCGGCAACGCGGUGACGGCGCGGGACGACUACUUCCGCAUGGUGUACGACGCCAUCUACGCGUCUGCGAAGAGGGGCGGGCCGUGCGCUGGGGGCCUCUUCUGGCAGGUCUUGGCGCCCGGGAUGGAGAGCUGGACCGACCGCUACGCCGUCGUGCUUGAGCGCAGCUCCACCACCGCCGCCAUCGUCUCCCAGGAGUACGCUAGGAUCGGCAGAAUCACGCCGUGAGUCUAGCUUGAGUAGAUGCAUCCACGGGUGCGUUCCGCCUCGCCCGCGCGUUGGGGGAACAGCCUGCAGGAAGCAAGGACCCACGAGUCGUGUUAGGAUAGUUGCAAUCGUCUAAUUAGGUCAAGAUUGCUCACAAAUAAGGCUAACAUAUGUAGUGGCAUACCAAGGAAUGAG